Molecule: messenger RNA, 2396 nt
Organism: Labeo rohita (rohu)
Lineage: Eukaryota; Metazoa; Chordata; Actinopteri; Cypriniformes; Cyprinidae
Gene: gsg1l2b
Product: gsg1-like 2b
Exons: 5
Coding region: 170-1084 (304 amino acids)
Cellular component (GO): plasma membrane
Source: RefSeq, a predicted model, not a curated record
UCGCUGCUUUCAUUGUGUGUCUGACAUCACAUGAGAAAUGAAGCGCGCUCAGCUCGCACAACUCUGUGAGAGGAGCGAGAGAAGCACCGCACGCCAACACAUGACAAACCACCGGGGUUAAACACCACCGGACGGGACUCGAGCAGCAGCGGGAUCUGUGUUCACCAUCAUGGGGAUGGACCGGCGGCGGAGAGCCUCGCUGGCGCUCACCUUGAACUUCCUCGCGUUGAUCCUCGCCAUAUCUGCGCUGACCACCAGCUACUGGUGCGAGGGGAACCGGAAAGUUGUCAAGCCCUUUUGUACCGGACCGGUGACCGUCAAACAAACGCACUGCAUUAGAUAUAACAGCUCAAAUAUCAACGACAGCCGGCUUGUUCAGUAUAUUUGGGAGACCGGCGAGGAUAAGUUUGUUCUGAGGAAGUUCCACACCGGCAUCUGGUUCUCCUGCGAGCAGAACGUCGACCUUGUCGGCGAGAAAUGCAGAAGCUUUAUAAAUGUGGCUCCUCCUCAUGAGAGAGGUGUUUUGUGGCUCUGCAUUGUAGCUGAGUGUCUCUACAUCUUACUGCUGGCCACCGGAGGAAUCCUCAUGUCCAUCGAGGUCUGCCAUUUUGGAAACGUCAUCGAUGGAUUGAAACUGAAUGCCUUUGCUGCCAUAUUCACGGUCCUGUCAGGUCUUCUCGGUAUGGUAGCACACAUGAUGUUCACUACAGCGUUCCAGCUGACCGUCAGUCUGGGCCCGGAGGACUGGAAGCCACAGAACUGGGACUACAGCUGGUCUUACAUCUUGGCUUGGAGCUCCUUCACCGCCUGCAUGGCCUCCUCCGUCACCACCAUCAACAGAUACACUAAGACUAUUCUGGAGUUCAAACACAAGCGAAGAAACAUUGAGAAGAACCUGAAGAUCAAGCAGAAGCUGCUGGACCUGGACUCUCCAGACCAGGUGUGGGACAUGUACAUCAGCUCCGUCCCCAGCACGGCCGAGGAGUUUCUGGACCUGUCCAGUUCUGGACGCAAGCUCUCCGCCAAUUCAGUCUUCCUGGACCUCAAUGACCUGCCGUCUCCACAAGGAGAGGAGUACUGCUGAAUCCUGUCAUCAUCUACAUAACUUCUAGUGUUAACAACAGACUCUGGCAGCUGGAAAAGCUUUGAUUGAAGGUGAUGCGUUAAGAUUUCAUAACUGUUGCGUAAUGUAUGGUUUGAUGUUGUGCUGUUGUCUGAAGAUGAUGCUGUGAGUUUUAGUUUGUUAUUAAUGUGCUGCUGACAUUGUAUGCGUAAAACGUAUUCUGGCACCGGAACUGCGACGAAUGAACGAUUGUUCUCAAUCCUAGAGAAUAAACUGUGACACAAGGCAUUUUUUUAAAUCUAACUAUUGAAAUUGCAUUACAAAUAUAUUCCCAUUUUUUGAUUCAGUAGAAAGCGUCUUGACGUCAGUGAAAACUGCCUGCUGCUUUAGAUCUUCCCUCUGCUGUAUUAUGAAGUCAUUACCAAAUCGAUCCUGAGGAUCUUUUUCAAAAUCAGUUUUAAUGAGACACAAAUUACAUUGCUGAGUGCCUUUGUUUGAGCUAUUGAUCUUGGUUCUUUAACCGUAGCAUGCAAGUCCUGGAACAGUUUAUUUUAUAGGCUAUUUGAUCAUCCGUAAUUGUCUCAAUACAUAUCAAAUUAUGUAAAGAUUGCUGUUUCAUUUAGCUCCAUUUUAUUAACCUCAUCAGCUCUAUAGUAUAAAUUAAAAAUCAAUAAUUUUGUUGUUAAUUGUUAAUGAUUUUGCAUUCUGCAGAGUGCAAAGAUCUAUACGUGCGUAACUGUGAAAAGAACAAGAAUUGAAUUCUAGGUCAGCUAAGCGCAUGCAAAUGUUUGGGAUUAAAGAAGUGACUUUACUGUGGGACGCUGUGUUGUUCUGUUUAGGAUGGAAGAACAUGAUACAUGAGGUCAAGUUACUUGAAUUCUUCAUCAUCUCUUUAGGUUCUGUAUAUUUGAUCUCAUUCAAAUCAUAAGAAUAAAUAACUUAUCAAUUUAUCCAUUUGUUUCUAAACUGUCUAAUGCGUCUUUGUACUGCCAAAAUGAACUGUUUACAUUUUAUGUGCAAUAAUGAAUGAAACAUAUAGAUCAAAUACUUUUUUACAGUAAUGUACACUGACCAACUCCUUCUAGACUAAAUGUGUUAACUGCAUGUCAGCUUAUGUCAGACAGUUCAUGUUUAAUUUGAUUUUUUGUGUUCUCUCUUGAUUUAACUGCUGUGUUUAUUUGUUUGGUUUGGUAGGUUGUUUUUAAUCAUUGGUUUUCUUUGACUUUAUGUUGAUGAAAUGUAUAUUAAGUCUUUUACAAAAGCAGCAAGACAUAGAGUAAUAACUAUAAUAAAUCAAUGCAUUAUAACAAUAAAGAAUCUUUAUAACCUGAAA